CCGGAACUCAUCUGAAUAUCCAUCUGUUCACACAUUUGAAGAUGCGUCGAGUUCUCUCUCGUUCAGUUCCUGCGGCGGCAGUGCGAGCUCCACGCUCCGCACCCGCCUUCUCCAUAUCUUCCCCCACUCACUGUUCCAAGACCGCAACACGCAGAUUGCACGCCACCGCCAGAUACCUGAAGCCAGCGGCAGCACUUGCAUACAAAGCCGAGAACUAUCCCACAACCCACGAGAAGAUUCAAGAUGUUCAAGAUACCCCAUGGUUUAUCAACAACCAAUUCGUCAAGUCCGAAACUACCCAGUUCAUCGACCUCCACGAUCCCGCCACCAACAACUUAGUUACCCGAGUGCCACAAAGCACCGAUGCGGAGCUCAAGGCUGCGGUUGAGAGUGCACAAAAGGCAUUUCCAGCAUGGAAAGCAACAAGUGUGAUGGCUAGACAGCAGAUUAUGUUUAAGUUUACACAAUUAGUCCGGGAGAACUGGGAUAGACUGGCUGCAAGCAUCACUCUGGAACAGGGCAAGACAUUUGCUGAUGCCAAAGGAGAUGUGCUUCGUGGCUUACAAGUCGCCGAGACUGCAUGCAACAUUCCCCAGCAAAUGACGGGAGAAUUAUUAGAGGUUGCCAAGGAUAUGGAGACUCGAAGCUAUAGGGAGCCAUUGGGUGUUGUAGCUGCGAUUUGCCCUUUCAACUUCCCUGCCAUGAUUCCGCUGUGGUGCAUUCCCAUUGCAACUGCUACCGGCAACUGUCUCAUCCUUAAACCCUCAGAACGGGAUCCAGGUGCUGCGAUGAUCUUGGCUGAGUUAGCUCAAAAGGCUGGAUUCCCAGAUGGGGUCCUCAAUAUUAUCCACGGUGCCCAUAAGACUGUCGACUUUAUUCUUGAUGAACCGGCCAUCAAGGCAAUUAGUUUUGUUGGAGGUAAUCGUGCCGGAGAAUACAUUUUCUCUCGAGGCUCAGCCAAUGGCAAGCGUGUACAAGCCAAUUUGGGAGCUAAGAAUCACGCCGCUGUCCUCCCUGAUGCAAACAAACAACAUGCCCUGAAUUCUAUCGUCGGUGCUGCCUUUGGUGCGGCUGGCCAGCGAUGCAUGGCUCUUAGCACCUUGGUCAUGGUUGGCGAGAGCAAGGAAUGGCUCCCAGAGCUCGCUGAGAGUGCCAAGAAAUUGAAUGUCAAUGGAGGUUUUGAAGAAGGUGCUGACUUGGGACCAGUUAUCUCCCCACAGAGCAAGGAGAGAAUUGAAAGUCUCAUUGCCAGCGCUGAGGAGGAAGGUGCAACUAUUCUUUUGGAUGGCCGCGGCUACAAGCCCGCCAAGUACCCCAACGGCAACUGGGUUGGCCCAACAAUCAUCACAAAUGUCAAGCCUCACAUGAGAUGCUACAGAGAGGAAAUCUUCGGCCCCGUUCUAGUAUGCUUGGAGGUGGAUUCGCUUGAUGAGGCCAUCGACCUUAUCAACGCUAACGAGUAUGGAAAUGGGACAGCCAUCUUUACGCGAUCCGGCGCCACCGCGUCAACCUUCCAAAAGAGAAUAGAGGCAGGACAAGUGGGAAUCAAUGUCCCCAUCCCAGUCCCUCUUCCUAUUUUCAGCUUCACUGGAAACAAGAAGAGUGUUGCAGGAGGUGGAGCGAACACAUUCUAUGGCAAGCCUGGGUUGCAAUUCUACACUCAACAGAAAACGGUAACGAGCUUGUGGAGGAGUGAGGACGCCAUUUCGAAGGCUGCAGAUGUGGCCAUGCCUACACAUAGUUAG
Messenger RNA from Amorphotheca resinae ATCC 22711, 1745 nucleotides. RefSeq lists its product as hypothetical. Bases 42 to 1745 code for a protein of 567 amino acids. Gene Ontology annotation, cellular component: mitochondrion. Gene Ontology annotation, molecular function: malonate-semialdehyde dehydrogenase (acetylating, [NAD(P)+]) activity; methylmalonate-semialdehyde dehydrogenase (acylating, NAD+) activity. The record is from RefSeq and is a predicted model, not a curated record. Gene Ontology annotation, biological process: thymine catabolic process; L-valine catabolic process. Lineage: Eukaryota; Fungi; Ascomycota; Leotiomycetes; Helotiales; Amorphothecaceae. The transcript is spliced from 3 exons.